This is a messenger RNA of Symbiodinium natans, 282 nucleotides long. Lineage: Eukaryota; Dinophyceae; Suessiales; Symbiodiniaceae. The record is from the annotation of a GenBank genome assembly.
AUGCCGCUGAAACUUUAUGCCGCGGCGAGCGACUACAAGACCAAGAAGGCUGGCAGUGGAUCCAGGGUGAGCGUCACAGAGUUUCGUGUCUUGAUUGCUGCGCAAUAUGUGGGCAUGGAGGUGUCCUGCCCCACGGAGCAAGGCGUGGCAUCGGAGGGCAAGAUCCCUGUGCUCGAGACGGACAAGGGAUGCAUCUUCACCAGUGGAGCCAUAGCCAGGUACGUCGCAAGAAUCAGCCGAGUCGUCGGCCUCUACGGCCAGAAUCUCCUGGAGGAUGCUUGA